This is a messenger RNA of Dovyalis caffra, 354 nucleotides long. NCBI's taxonomy places the organism in Eukaryota, Viridiplantae, Streptophyta, Magnoliopsida, Malpighiales, Salicaceae. The record is from the annotation of a GenBank genome assembly.
AUGAGCACCACUGCAACAACUGCAAGAACAACCACCACAAUGAGACCUCCACCGUCUUCCUCCACAACCACCACCAUCUUAGAAAAUCCCACCCAACAACAACAACAACAACAACAACUGCAAACCCUUACUUUGCGAUUAAAUCGGCCGAAAAAGAAAGUUUCAUGGAAAGAAGGCACUGUAGACAAUGAGUUUAUGCAGAAAAAAAGUUCCAAAAUUUGUUGUAUUUUCCACAAGGAGAAGCCCUUCGAUGAGGAUGAUAGCGAUGAUGAUUGCAGUCAUGAUCAUUCCGAUCAUGACCAUGAGUAUAAAUCAGACUGUGCUGGCUCUUCUUCUAAAAACAAUGGUGAUUAA